AUGUCACUCUCUGUAAACCCCCAAUCCUCUAAGCUUUUCUCUCUCCUCCCCGCCAAACCUCUCUCUCUCACCACCACACCUCACAAGCUCGCACUGCCCACAACCAUAAAGUUUCAGAGAAAACUACACACACUCUCACCCUCUGUUAACUCGUCUUACUCCAUUCAAAACGACCCUUUCGAAGAAGACCAUGUAAUCGGUGACUGCGUUGUCUUCGAAGAAGGCAUAUUCGACGACCCUUAUCUCCAAAACAACACCAAAGUCGAUACUUUUAACCCAACCAAAGCAAAACCCAGAAAAGCUAUCGAUGAAAUUGGGUCUGAGAACUUGGUUCCGGACCAAUGGAGAGAGGUACAAGCAGAGAUUAACAUAACGAAGAAAGAGAGGCGCAAGAUAGCUCAAGAAGUGCAGUUUGGUACGAGGGUCGAGAAGCGGAAGAAGGGGUUAGAGCCCAUAAGGGAUUUGAAUUUGGAGGAGUACUUGGCGUACAGGGAGGCCAAGUUGAAUCAAUUGAAGCCUCUUGUUUUGGAUGAGGCUUCAGGUUUGGCUCAGGUCGAGGAUGCUAAAGCUAAGGAGUUGAAAGAUAAUGAAGGUAAUGAUGGGUCUUUGAGUGAGCGAGUGGCGCCUAAGAAUCCAAGGUGGGCGGUUUAUGGGAAGGGUCUGGAGGAUGUUACUGAGUUCUUUAACAGUGAGCAUUAUGAGCCUGGUGCUAAGAAAUCUGAAGGACCCCGAAAGUUGUUUACGAAAGAGGAGAAGGCUAUGCUAAAUAAGCGAAAACCUGAUAUAGCUGCUGCCACCUCUAGAAAAUGGCUACCACUCCACACUCUUGCUGCAUCAGGAGAAUUUUACCUUAUGGAUGCUUUAUUGAAACAUAAUGCUGAUAUCAAUGUUGUGGAUAAGGAUGGUUGGAAUUCUCUUCAUAAAGCAAUUCUUGGUAAAAAUCAGGCCAUCACGAACUAUCUUUUAAGAGAAUCAGCUAAUCCAUUUAUUCUUGAUAAAGAUGGCGCCACCUUGAUGCAUUUUGCUGUCCGAACAGCUUCCAGUCAAGCAAUUAAAAUUCUUCUGUUAUAUAAUGUUGAUAUAAACCUUCAGGACAAUGAUGGAUGGACACCAUUACAUCUAGCUGUUCAAGGCCGAAGAACAGAUGUGGUGAGGCUUUUAUUGAUUAAAGGAUCGGAUAAGACAUUGAAGAAUAAGGAUGGUUUAACCCCUCUUGACCUUUGCCUCUAUUCUGGUCAAGACACAAGGACUUAUGAGCUAAUUAAGCUGUUGAAGCUUCUUCCCAAGCCACGCUAA
Prunus armeniaca (apricot) is the source of this 1296-nucleotide messenger RNA. The record is from the annotation of a GenBank genome assembly. NCBI's taxonomy places the organism in Eukaryota, Viridiplantae, Streptophyta, Magnoliopsida, Rosales, Rosaceae.